Messenger RNA from Chrysemys picta bellii (western painted turtle), 3284 nucleotides. RefSeq names its product solute carrier family 44 member 2 (CTL2 blood group) (gene SLC44A2). NCBI's taxonomy places the organism in Eukaryota, Metazoa, Chordata, Testudines, Emydidae. Gene Ontology annotation, biological process: transmembrane transport. Gene Ontology annotation, molecular function: transmembrane transporter activity. The record is from RefSeq and is a predicted model, not a curated record.
UGGCCUCAAGCCCCGCCCCCGGCGCCCCCCCCCCGGCGGCCCCCGGGCUGUGCAGGGCGAGCGGCUGCGGCGGAGCAGUGCAGGGAGCGGGGAGCGCGAUGGGCCGGAAGGAGCCGGACGAGGCUUACGGUUAGACCAGUUCAGCCAGAGAGGAAGAGGGGGCCACGGGAGCCCGACUGGGCAACCGAUCCCCAGCUGACUGUGGGAGUCGAAAGAAAGUGAGCUGAGCUCCUGCAGCGAGUCGCUGGCAUGGCGGGAGACGAAGAGAAUUAUUAUGGCAAACACGGGACGCCACAGAAAUAUGACCCAACAUUCAAAGGUCCCAUUCAUGACAGGAGCUGCACUGACAUCAUCUGCUGUAUCCUCCUCGUCGUCGCCAUUGUUGGCUAUGUCAUUGUGGGAAUCGUAGCAUGGACACACGGUGACCCCAGGAAGGUGAUUUACCCCACAGACAGUCGCGGGCAGUUCUGUGGCCAGCUGGGAACUCCCAAUGAGAACAAGCCUUUCCUGUUUUACUUCAACAUCAUCAAGUGCGCCAGCCCCUUGGUGCUGCUGGAGUUCCACUGUCCGACCAAACAGAUCUGUGUGAAUAAGUGCCCAGACCAGUAUCUCACGUACCAGAAUGCCAGGAGACAAACCAAAGACUUUGAGUACUACAAGCAGUUCUGCGUCCCAGGGUUUAACAAUCCGCAGAAGAGCCUCCCAAAAGUGCUGCAGGAUGGAGACUGUCCGUCCAUGAUCACUCCCAGCAAACCCUUGGCGCACAGGUGUUUACCAGCAAUCAACACCAAGAAAGGGGUCAUCAUGGUUGGGAAUGACACAACCUUUGAAGAUGGAAUGGGAAAACGAAGGAACGUGACAGAGCUGGUGGAGGGGGCCAAAAAAGCAAAUGUGGUUCUGGAAGCAAGACAACUGGCCAUGAAGAUCUUUGAAGAUUACACAGUUUCCUGGUACUGGAUAAUAAUAGGUCUCGUGAUUGCCAUGGUGUUCAGCUUAAUCUUCGUUGUCCUGCUUCGCUUCCUUGCUGGGAUCAUGAUCUGGGUGAUGAUUGUGCUGGUAAUCUUGGUGCUGGGAUACGGAAUCAUCCACUGUUACAUGGAAUAUGCCCGACUAAAAGGAGAAGACGGCUCUGAUGUUUCCCUGAAGGACCUGGGAUUCCAGACGGAUCUUCGUGUCUAUCUCCACCUGAGGCAAACGUGGUUGGCCUUCAUGAUUAUCUUGUGCAUCAUGGAGGUGAUCAUCAUCCUGUUACUCAUCUUCCUCCGCAAGAGGAUCCUCAUUGCCAUUGCGCUCAUCAAGGAAGCCAGCAGGGCUAUUGGUUAUAUCAUGACGUCGCUGGUGUUUCCUCUGUGCACCUUCUUCCUGGUGUGUCUCUGCAUUGCUUACUGGGCCAGCACCGCUGUUUUCUUAUCUACUUCUAAUGAGGCUGUCUACAAGGUGUUUAACGAAACGUCUGAAUGUGAUUAUGCUGGGCAGACCUGCAUACCAGAGACAUUCAAUAUGACCAACAUCACCAAAGAGUGCCCAGAUGCCCGCUGCCUCUUCGCAUUCUAUGGGGGCGUGACGGCCUACCACAAAUACCUCAUCGUCUUCCAGAUCUAUAAUGCCUUUAUGUUCUUCUGGCUGGCCAACUUUGUGAUUGCGCUGGGCCAGGUCACGCUAGCCGGAGCCUUUGCUUCCUACUAUUGGGCCUUCAAGAAACCUGAUGACAUGCCGGCUUUCCCCCUCUUCUCUUCCUUCGGCCGGGCACUCAGGUAUCACACUGGCUCGAUGGCCUUUGGGUCUCUGAUUCUUGCCAUUGUCCAGAUCAUCAGGGUCCUUCUGGAGUACCUGGAUCACAGGCUGAAAGCUGCUGAGAAUAAGUUUGCCAAGUUCCUGCUGACCUGUCUCAAAUGCUGCUUCUGGUGCCUGGAAAAAUUUAUCAAGUUCCUGAACAGGAACGCAUACAUCAUGAUUGCCAUCUAUGGCACCAACUUCUGCACUUCAGCCAAGAAUGCAUUUUUCCUGCUCAUGAGGAACAUUAUCAGGGUGACUGUUUUAGAUAAAGUCACAGAUUUUCUGCUCUUCCUUGGUAAACUCCUCAUCGUGGGAAGUGUUGGAAUCCUCGCCUUUUUCUUCUUCACUCAGCGGAUAGACGUGGUUCGGGACACUGCACCUCCUCUCAAUUACUAUUGGGUCCCUAUCCUGACUGUGAUCAUGGGCUCCUAUCUCAUCGCACAUGGAUUCUUCAGCGUCUAUGCCAUGUGUGUGGACACCCUCUUCCUCUGCUUCUGUGAAGACCUGGAGAGGAAUGAUGGAUCUCCUGAGCGACCUUACUACAUGUCCCCAGAGCUGAGUGAAAUCCUGCUGAAGGGGAGCCUAGAAUCAUCCAAAAGUGCUGAUAGCCAAGGAUAGGGCCCAACUUUCUGAGCAGGAUGGGCUAGCACAUUGGAAGACCUGGAACGUAAUGAUGGUUCAUCUGAAAAGCCUUACUUCAUGUCGUCUGACCUGAAAAAACUUCUGAACAAGACAAACAGAGGUCACCUGAAUGCAUAGCAGCCUCCUCUUUCCUCACUGCUCUCUUCACUUCUAUUUGUCCCUUCCCAGUUUUCAUUUCAGGAGCAAAGCUGCAUGGAUAACAUACAGCAUUAAGUGCUAUUAGUCCAAUAUGCAAACCUUGUUAGUACUUUGUGAACUGCAGUAUCCUUUACUCAAAUUAAGAUGGACGGCUUUGGCUGUCAGCCUCUGCAUUGGCCACAAGCUUGUCCACAGCAGUGGAAAUUGUUUCUGGAGAGCAUUUUGCUGGAUUUUCCUUCCUCAGAUAGAGAGAAGGGAUUAGUGUCAAUAGUUCUACAUAAGAUUGUUAGGCAUUGCUAAGUAAAAACCGAGCCCACUGCCCUAGUGGACAGGUAUGCACUACUGCAGAACCCAGCACUACUGGGACUCUGUUGGUCUCAGGAGAGAGAUGAAGAAAUAAUUGGUCAGUUUACAGCUGAGGCCCACUGAUGUAAGGUUAACUUGCCCUGCCUUUGUCCAUCUCCAUCUAUGCCAGAGACUGAAUUCAGUCUACAGGUGUGAAGCCAGCACCAAUCACAGAUUCACAGACACCAAAGGAAUUUUAAAAUAAAACUACUAAAUCUGUCACACCAGUAAAGCUAUAUCAUUACCUCCUCCAUUAACUUGCUAGAACAUCACUAACAUACUUGACUGCACUCAGAUACUACCAUGUUGGACACAUUAAAUACCUUAAUUGAUUGAGGAAUGCACCUACUAAUGCCUUGUCUUCAUGGAUGAUGGCAGGGACA